This is a messenger RNA of Spirodela intermedia, 620 nucleotides long. The record is from the annotation of a GenBank genome assembly. Lineage: Eukaryota; Viridiplantae; Streptophyta; Magnoliopsida; Alismatales; Araceae.
AUGGACUCUGGUGUGACUGAGGCCCUUUCCAUGAGAAAGGAAGAGCUCGUAGUUCACUUCGCUGUCAAGAUCACUAAGAUUGUGCUAGAGUUACAGAGUUUGGGUGAAUCAAUCUCUAAGAAAGAAGCAAUAUGUAAGCUUCUUAGAUCCACCCCUUCAAAGUUUGAUUCCUUGAUACUUACCAUAGAGUAAUAUGGAGAUUUGAACAAAAUGACACUUGAAGAAGCCAUUGGAUCAUUGUUGGUCAAAGAGUAAAGGCUUCAUGAUCAUGAGGUUAGAAAAGAACAACAGACUCUCCUAGCAAGAGCCAUGGAGAAGAUGAAGCUUAACCUUGGGGGCAAUCAUCCAACCGAGAUUGUGGUAUGGCCGUGCAGAAGAAGAGAAAGAGGACGAAGAAAAUCAUUUGAAACUCAUAAUGAAGAUGAGGAAAGAAGGACUUUUGACAAAUCUAAGGUAAAAUAUUUUAACUACAAAUGAUGGGUCAUUUUGCUUCCGAAUGUCACAAUGGGAAGAAGCCAAAGAAGAAGGAUGAGAAGGCAAAUAUUGCCAACACCAAGGAAAAGAGUGAAUCAGCAUUGCUCAUGGCAUUUUUUGAGGAACUAAAAGCCAUUCUUAUCUAA